GUUCGAUCACGAGUUCGUCCCAUUCUCGACGGCCCGGGCCAAUGGCUAUCACUGCCUGACUGUCAUCUGCUGAUCGACGGGUAGUAUAUAGCCUUUACACUAUCAUCCAACUUACAGUUGCUUUCGCCCCCCCCCCCACCCCAAUGCGCGCGUAUUACUUUGACAAUCUCCCUGGUGACCAACGUCUUCCCCAUGAUUCCGCUCGUCCAGUGUCUUUAGACGCUCUGAAAUCUUUGAAUCUCCUGUAUAUGAACAUCCCUGUGGAUGGUUAUGAAGAAAGGAUCGCAACUGUUGCAGAGGAAGGGGAUUACAAGAACCAUGAUAUUAUCAGCAUCUCCAAAGAAGGUUUGGGCGAUCUAUACGAUGCCAAGAUUAAGGCCUUCUACGAAGAACAUAUGCAUGAAGACGACGAACUUCGCUACCUUCUUGCCGGAAGCGGCUACUUCGACAUACGCGGUGCGCCUGUUUCCGAAACUCUGGAUUCUGUUCUGAAGUGUUUUAUGCAUUUUGCAGAAGCACCGACGGAUUCCUGGAUUCGCUUGGCACUGACGGCAGGAGACCUCAUCGCUCUGCCUGCUGGGAUAUAUCACCGCUUCACUCUAGACACCAGCGACAACGUGAGAACUGUUCGACUGUUCAAAGAUGUUCCCAAAUGGACCGCUCUUAACCGUGGCCCGGAGACUGAAAACCACCCUAUUCGCAUCGCUUAUUUAAAGAGCCUGGGGACAGUCACGACUGUUUAGUGCGGGAGCUAUGGGACUAUACUGCUGCAAUUGUGUCUC
Guyanagaster necrorhizus is the source of this 782-nucleotide messenger RNA. RefSeq names its product Acireductone dioxygenase. The record is from RefSeq and is a predicted model, not a curated record. Gene Ontology annotation, molecular function: acireductone dioxygenase [iron(II)-requiring] activity. Bases 144 to 743 code for a protein of 199 amino acids. NCBI's taxonomy places the organism in Eukaryota, Fungi, Basidiomycota, Agaricomycetes, Agaricales, Physalacriaceae. The transcript is spliced from 4 exons.